AUGGAGGUGGACGAGUAUCCCGUCGAGACAAUUCUCGAGGCCAUCGACGACCUCGGCGUGCCACCAAAGCAACGACUCAAAGUUUUACUGUUUGAUAUUGGCGGUGUCUGUGUUGUGUCGCCCUUCCAGUCAAUUCUGGACUACGAACUGAGCCUCGGGAUCCCGCCGGGCUGGGUCAAUUACUGCAUAUCCAAAACAGCCCCCGAUGGCUUUUGGCACCGCCUCGAAAAGGGCAUCAUCCCCAUGGACGCCGCCUUCUAUGCCGGUUUCAACCGCGAUCUCCGCGACCCAAAUCGCUGGGAGACCUUUUACCGACAGGCUCAGCAAGCUAGUGACAUCCCUGCCGACCAAGUUGUCGUGCCUCCGGUCCCCAAUGUCGAUGGCAAGUGGCUCUUCCUGGACAUGAUGGCGGCGGCGCGGUCUCCCGACCCUUUCAUGUUCCCCGCCCUGAGAAAGCUUCGUGAGAAUGGCAAGUAUGUGGUUGCUGCACUUAGCAACACUGUGAUUUUCCCGCCCGGCCAUGAAUACUCGCAAACAGACUUCUUCUUGGAUGACCCAGUGCGCCGGUUGUUUGAUGUCUUCAUCUCCUCGGCUCACAUCGGGCUACGGAAGCCAGAUCCCGAGAUCUACCAGCUCGCCCUAAACAAGGUGGACGAGUUUGCACGAUCCAACGCAACCACGGACAGGGGGAAAGCGCUCGGGUUUCCUGCUGCAGAGGGCGUCAGCGCCGGCGAGAUUGUCUUCUUGGACGACAUCGGGCAAAACCUAAAGGCCGCUAGGCAUGCGGGCUUCCGUACUAUCAAAGUCUCCCUAGGCAAGGCAUACGAGGCCGUAGCGGAACUAGAGAAAGUCACGGGUCUUUCUCUGGCCGGCGAUCAUCCAAAGACUCCCAUCAAGCCCAAAUUAUAA
Molecule: messenger RNA, 909 nt
Organism: Lasiosphaeria miniovina
Lineage: Eukaryota; Fungi; Ascomycota; Sordariomycetes; Sordariales; Lasiosphaeriaceae
Product: epoxide hydrolase
Exons: 2
Coding region: 1-909 (302 amino acids)
Source: RefSeq, a predicted model, not a curated record